Messenger RNA from Mytilus californianus (California mussel), 5022 nucleotides. RefSeq lists its product as uncharacterized. The record is from RefSeq and is a predicted model, not a curated record. The coding region runs from base 72 to 815 and encodes 247 amino acids. The transcript has 7 exons. Lineage: Eukaryota; Metazoa; Mollusca; Bivalvia; Mytilida; Mytilidae.
UAGCUGACGUAAUUCAAUGGAAAAAGUUUGAACAUUAGGUAUUCAUUUAGAAUGUAAUAAUAAGGCUUAAAAUGAGUGGAAAAGAUGUAUGCCUUGUUACCGGAACAGCUGCAGUUUGUGGAAUAUUUUGGUAUUUCUGGACUAAACGACAAGCAGCUACCCCUGCUUCAUUGCCACAAUCAGAUUCAUCGAGUUGUACCAGUGCACAACACUUACUCGGGAAUGCAGAAGAAUACGCACGUCUUAACUCUAUUACUACCAGCAAAAGUGAAGAACAGCAAAUAUCCAGUUUGAAUUGUAAUGAUUUGGAAGAAGACCGGGAUCCUGUUGAUUGUAAUGAUUUGGAAGAAGACAUGGAUCCUGCUGGAGGACAGUGGUUUGAUGCAGUAAUUCUACAUGCCUUAGAGGAUGAAACGGCUGCAAGACUUUGCCAGAAAAUUUUACUGGAACAAAUCAAUGUUCCAAACCUUCAAAUUGGUUUACCGGAUGAUAUAAUUACACCAGGCACAUCAACCCUGGAUGGAUUAGGAAGUCUCAUCUCAAAUUGUAGACUUGUUAUUAUCUUUCAUUCUCGAUUUCUGUCAAUGGAUGGUUUAAUGCUGUUUGGGAAACAAGCUAAUAUAUUUCAAACAUUAGAGGACCCACAGAAGAAGGACCGAAUAAUUCCCUUUAUUGUAGACGGCGAGGAUCUUUCACUUGAUAUGUGCACCAUUCAACCGGUCAUUUACGUCAAUGACAUAAGAAGUGCCAACUUUCCUAGUUUUAAGAACAAAAUGGAACGACUAUUUUUAAUGUGGAGGGAAAAAAUAGCAUAGUGGAAACAUUUUCACAUACAUUAAAAAGUAUAGUAAUUUGAAUCAGUUUAGACUAGAAAAACUGACAAAAUAUCAUAUACCAAGUCACUACAAGACAUGCAUGCAACUCCCAUAGGUUUUCGUGUUUACUAUAUAUAUUUACCGAUUUUAUCUUAAACCAUGUUUAUUAUUGGGGAAAAGGAAAAAGAUAUUCUUUUGACAUUGAUGUAUAUCCAAUUUUCAUUGGAUUGUAUCUCAAGCGCAGCCUUGUUUUCAAUUUCUUUUAAUCUAACUAAAACUCAUUGUUUAGAUAUUCAUUUGAUAUCAUUAAGGUUCAGAAGCAUUUGUUAUAUGUCUCAAAAUAUGCCCAAAGAUGUCUUAAAAGGUUGUUGAUUGCUUUCGCAAAUGUUUUAUAUUAAACAUGAGAAGGCAGGGAAUUUAAAAACAAAAUAAAAAAUCCAUCAAAACUAUUUUAUUUGUGAAAAAUGUCUUCCAAAUCAAAACGUAGGGCUGAACAACAUUUUUACAAUGUUUUAUGAUAGAGAUAUUUUGUCGACAUAUUAUUGUACAUAUAAUUUUAUAUAGCAUAUUUGCUAUGCCUCUUACGAUAGGUAUUAUUCAUUGUUUUUAUGAACUUGAUCACUAUAGUAAAUCAUAUAGAAUGUUUCAUAAAGGGAUUAGGUACUGACAAUUCACUCGGAAAUCCAACAUUUUGAUUGAAUAAAACUUGUAGUUAUAAACUAUUUUAAAUUCAGUAAAGAAAAUAUCUCCUUCAUGCAAAUUAAAGCUCUAAUGCCUUGUCCGGAUUUGACUAUAAUACUUAAGGUUCUGUUUGGUUUUAUCAGCUCUUCAACGUUUGUAUUUGUAUUUGAAUUUUUAAAUACUAGCCUCGCGCAUCACUGCAAGUAUUGAUUUUCGAAAUGCACAUGGUUCAUUUUUGCAAAAAAAAGCCUUGAAUUUCAACUAAAUCUUAAAACAUCAAAAUGGCCAUAAUUUGGUUCUUAAACAGAUCUAUUUUAAAGGCCUUAAUGCUAGGUAAAACAAAUAUUUUCAUAGUAAUGAAUUAUAGACUCCGAAAUCAGCUCAUUUUGGAAAUAUUGUCAAAACAAAACAAGAUGAUUUAGUGCAUUUUUCGGACAGAAAAGCUUUAGAAAAAUCUUGCAAACUAAGAUCUAAAAUGGUCUGUAACCAAAAGGUUCCAAUUUUAAUAUUGAAAUCCUGUUACAGAUCAGGAAUGGCGGCCAGAGUGUAAAUGUAACAGUACAAAUAAUGCAUAAUUCAGGGGUUUACUAAUUUGUAAUUUAUAAUGUAAGGUACAAAAAGAACUUAUUCUAUAUUAAUACUUAUAUCACAUCUAUUCUGAUGUGCAAUGUAAAGUAGUUUGGCUUGAUUAAACAAAAUACAUUAAAUCUUAAGGCUAAAUCCUUUGUCAACCUACUCCUUUGUAGCGGUUAUACUACUACAUAAACAUUUUCAAUUGUAAACUCACAUACAGAUUGAAAAAUCAGUCUAACCUUUUCCCUCAUGAAACAAUAGCUAACGGAAACAAAAAUGUUGUCAGAAAUUCAAUGCAUCAAAUUGAGUAAUUUCUAACCCUGCACAUUGGUUGGCUAUUAUCAUUUCUCCAGAUUCUAAAUGUAGGAUGGGGCAGAAUUCAGAAUCUGUGGCAUACACAUAUAAUAAAUCAAAGACGUGUAAAUAACUCAAAGAAAGUGUAAACUAUCAUGUUAUUCAUCUACAACUACUUUUUAGCUCACUUGGCCCGAAAGUGAGCUUUUCUCAUCACUUGGCGUCCGUCAUCCGUCGUCGUCCGUCGUCGUCGUCGUUAACUUUUUACAUUUUGAACUUCUUCUAGAGAACCACUGAAUGGAAUGAAACCAAACAUGGCAUGAAUGUUCCUUAUGAGGUGCUGACCAAGUGUUGUUACUUUGAAGCCGAUCCAUCAUCCAAGAUGGCCGCCAGCUGGGGACUUAGUUUAACAUAGGACCCUAUGGGAAAUACAUACAAAUGUCUUCUUUUAGAGAUCCACUUAUGGAAUGAAACCAAACAUGGCCUGAAUGUUCCUUAUGAGGUGCUGACCAAGUGUUGUUACUUUGAAGCCGAUCCAUCAUCCAAGAUGGCCGCCAGCGGGAGACUUAGUUUAACAUAGGACCCUAUGGGAAAUACAUUCACAUGUCUUCUCUUAGAGAACCACUUAAUGGAAUGAAACCAAACAUGGCAUGAAUGUUCCUUAUGAGGUGCUGACCAAGCGUUGUUACUUUGAAGCUGAACCAUCAUCCAAGAUGGCCGCCAGUUAGGGACUAAUUUUAACAUAGGACCCUAUGGAUAAUGCAUACAAAUGUCUUCUUUUAGAAAACCAUUGAAUGGAAUGAAACCAAACAUGGCAUGAAUAUUCCGUAUGAGGUGCUGACCAAGUGUUGUUACUUUGAAGCGGAUCCAUAAUCCAAGAUGGCCGCCUACGGGGGGCAUAGUUUAACAUAGGACCCUAUGCGAAAUAUUUACAAAUGUCUUCUUUUAGAGAACCACUGAAUUGAAUGAAACCAAACAUGGCAUGAAUGUUUCUUUUGAGGUGCUGACCAAGUGUUGUUACUUUGAAGCCGAUUCAUCAUCCAAGAUGGCCACCAGCUGGGGACAGUGUUUAACAAAAGACCCUACCGACAAUACAUACAAAUGUCUUCUUUUGGAGAGCCACUGAAUGGAUUGAAACCAAUCAUGGCAUGAAUGUUCCUCAUGAGGUGCUGACUAAGUGUUGUUACUUUGAAGCUGAUCCUUCAUCCAUGAUGGCCGCCAGCGGGGGGGGACUUCCUUUAACAUAAGACCAUAUUAGAAAUACAUACAAUGAAACCAAACAUGGCAUAAAUGUUUCUUAUGAGGUGCUGAUGAAGUGUUGCUACUUUGUUGCUGAUUUACUGUUCAAGAUGGCCACCAGGAUUUUUUAUUAACUUACAGGGCCAAUAUUAAACCAAAUUUGGCCUCACUCAUUAUUAGGGUAUCUGUUAUGAUUUUAAUCUAUUUUAACAUGAUUUCCAAAACCAAAGUAGAAUCAGGUGAGCGACACAGGCUCUUGAGAGCUUCUAGUUAUAUGUUAUGUUCGCUAAAUGAUAAAAAUGUACGUCGACCAGCUACUGUUUUCAAUAAAACUAUACUUGCAUAAAAUAACAUGGUUUAAAGAAGCAUUGAUGGUAUUGAGAAUGGAAACGGGAAAUGUGUCGAAGAGUUAAUAGCAUGAGAGGCCCCUGAUAUGAGUUAUUAUUCUGGUUGUGAGUUUAUGAUUAUAUCACUUCCGCUCGUUACACAUAUGCAAAUACUAUCAUAUAAAUGCUAAGUAUGAUAAAUUAGCUCUUUCUUGUAGAAUGUGAAAUAAAGGAUACAACAAAUAGUGUGCUCCAAGUUCUUAAUUGACAAUGAUGAUCAGUUGAGAAUCUUACUUUACGUUAAUAGAUAUGAUUUAAAUUUUUAGAUAGUGAACUUUUGAAUACAAUGAAAGAAAGGUGAAAGUUACCAAAGUGACAUUUAAACUCAUAAGUAGAAAUAUACUGACAACCCAUUGGCUAAUAAAGGAGGGACAAACAACAGUACACAAAACACAACAUAGAAAACUAAAGACUAAGCAACACAAAAAACUGGGGUAAUCUCAGGUGCUCUGAAAGGGUUAGCAAAUACAAUUUUCCAGGGCUUUCACAUGUGGUACCCGUCCGGUUGAUCAUGAAAGUACAAACCAGGUGAAGAGUUUACGUCAAUAGUUCUUACUAGAGCUUUCUUAUAAUUUGACCAAAAGUACGUACGCUUGACCAAUCAUACGCAAGACUCGUUUUAAGGAUCCUUUUUUUUAUGUAUAUAUGUAAUCUUAAUCGAAGCGGCACGGAAUUUUGAUGGCGUUUCGUCUUAAUGAUUGCCUAUUUAGGACCAGUACACUCUAACGACACGUGUUAAAUUUGAUUUUUCGUGCAAUAUAGGAAUUUCCGGACGUAUGGUCGUAAAAAUAUAAUACAACCAAGGGGAAGGAGACAGGCUCAUCUAUGAAACCGUUCUUACUGUGUAUAAUUGUGUGUACGUUGAGCGACCAAUAUUCAUCAAUAUUCCAAGCAUGUUUACUGUUUAAUAAUCGUCUUUAUUAAAUCCAGAAUAUAUAUAGUGCAUGAUUGUAGAUUUAUUUUCUUGAUAUACAUUGAGGUAUAAAAAUGUGUAUGUAAAUGGACAGUACCAUAAUAGGUUGCUCUAUAAUUAA